Molecule: messenger RNA, 3377 nt
Organism: Xiphias gladius (swordfish)
Lineage: Eukaryota; Metazoa; Chordata; Actinopteri; Istiophoriformes; Xiphiidae
Gene: mapkapk2a
Product: MAPK activated protein kinase 2a
Exons: 10
Coding region: 595-1731 (378 amino acids)
Biological process (GO): intracellular signal transduction; peptidyl-serine phosphorylation; inflammatory response
Cellular component (GO): cytoplasm; nucleus
Molecular function (GO): mitogen-activated protein kinase binding; calmodulin binding; ATP binding
Source: RefSeq, a predicted model, not a curated record
AAAAACCCCGGCCAUGACGUCAGCAGUAAAACCUGCUCCGGGUGGGUGUCUGUCUGUCUGUCUGUCUGUCGGGGAGCGAAGUGUGUUUGGCAUGCCACUGGUGUCGGAGUUUUCUCCCCCCCCCUUCCCCGGGUCUGUCGUUUGUCUUUUGUUGAGUGUUUUUGUCGUUUUGUAACGUUAGUCGCCAGGGUUUUCCGUUGUCAAUUAAGAAAGCCAGCCCUUUGGCCGAUUAGCGGGAUGUUUUAGAAAAACUCCCCGAAGCGCUCUUUGAGGAACCGGUGGACGGCGGACGCCACCGGAGAUGGAUAAGCUAACCGAUAGCUGAGUUAGCCGAGAAUCACAGGUCAAGAAUAGGUUCGAGCUAGCAUGCUAAGAGUUAGCUAAUUUAGCAUUUUAUCAGCUAACUAAGUGACUUUGUUAAACUGUAUCGUCAAACUUACUGUCGGUUAUUCCUCGGCCCUGGCUGCUACACAGUGAAUAGUUUAUCAGAGGCCAGCUAACCCCAGAGGAAGACUCGCUCUGUGUUACAAGGAAGAGGCAGAGGAGUAUUGUUGAGAGGUGGCUGUUGCUCAUCUCUCAGCCCAGACCAAGAGCAUGCUGUCCAACGCACAGAACCAGCCACUGUUUCCCAUCCUGGCCGGGCAGCAGAACCCUACGGGCCAGUACUUACCCUUCCACGCCAGACCCACCUUACAAAUCAAGAACGGCGCCAUAACAGACGACUACAAGGUGACCAGCCAGGUGCUGGGGCUGGGUAUCAAUGGCAAGGUGCUUGAAAUCUUCCAGAGGAAGACUGGAGACAAGUAUGCGCUGAAGAUUCUGCAGGAUUGUGCCAAGGCCCGUAGGGAAGCAGAGCUCCACUGGAGGGCGUCACCUUGUGCCAAAAUUGUGCGCAUCAUUGACGUCUAUGAGAACCUCUAUCAGAGCAGGAAGUGUCUGCUCAUUGUCAUGGAGUGCAUGGAUGGUGGUGAGCUUUUUAGUCGAAUCCAGGACAGAGGAGACCAGGCCUUCACAGAGAGAGAGGCAUCUGAUAUCAUGAAGAGCAUAGGUGGCGCAAUACAGUUUUUGCAUGCAAACAACAUUGCACACAGAGAUGUCAAGCCAGAGAAUUUACUGUAUUCCACGAAGAGGCCCAAUGCCCUGCUCAAACUCACAGACUUUGGCUUUGCCAAGGAAACCACCUCACACAACUCUUUAGAUACUCCCUGCUACACACCCUACUAUGUUGCUCCAGAGGUUCUGGGCCCAGAGAAAUAUGACAAGUCAUGUGACAUGUGGUCGUUGGGUGUCAUCAUGUAUAUCCUGUUGUGUGGGUACCCUCCUUUUUAUUCUAACCAUGGUCUAGCCAUCUCUCCUGGGAUGAAGAAGAGGAUUAGGAUGGGCCAAUAUGAGUUUCCCAACCCUGAAUGGUCUGAUGUAUCAGAAGAUGCUAAAAAACUGAUUAGGACCCUACUAAAGACUGAACCGACCCAAAGGAUGACCAUCACAGAGUUCAUGAAUCAUCCAUGGAUCAAUCAGUCAAUGGAGGUUCCCCAGACCCCACUUCACACCAGCCGUGUACUAAUGGAGGAAAAGGACACAUGGGAGGAAGUCAAGGAGGAAAUGACCAGUGCCUUGGCAACAAUGAGGGUUGACUACGAGCAAAUCAUGAUCAAGCCCAUUGAGAACUCAACCAAUCCACUGCUAAAGAAACGGAGGAAGAAAGCCAGUAACGCCAUGGUGGACCCAUAGUCUGCUGCUCACUGAAAGAUGCACGCAUGCAUGCACAUAUAAACACAGGUUGUAAAAAGGAAGCAAUAAUUUGUCGACAUGUGAGUCGCAUUGCAUGGAUUUUUCAGUGUUUUAUUUUUUCAUGGCAAAUUCUAAUGUUUUGUAGGAGUGUUUGUUUUUAUUACUCUACCAUUUUAACAAACCCACCACUCUGCUCUGGCAGAGAAGAUGUGGAUCUGUGUUUUUACACCAGUGAAGAGAUUAUGAAUUCUAGAAAAGGGGAGGAGAGGGAAUCGGUGAGAUCUCUCUCCUCCCCUUUCCCAAUUAUCAGGUUGUGUACUCAGAGGGGCUUGAAUGUUGGAAUAGGACAUGAAGCCUUAGCAUUUGCAGUAGUACUCUUUCACCCCACAGCCCUGUUCUAGCUCUAACCCCAAACCUGUGAAUGUUAAAUCAAAUGGCUAAAUCCCAAAAAUAAAAGCAAGGGAAGGUUUCUUUUACGUACAUGCAAAGUAAGCAGAUGUAUUUUGAACUGACAAGGAGAAUGUAAGGACUCUGUCCCUGACUGUUGGAAUGAGCUGGAAAUAGUCACUCAUUUCUGGGACUUGGACUGAGAGUGUCUGUCAGGUUCAGUUUUUCUUUGUGAAUGUUGACCAGAGGCCUAUGCACUCACACAAGGGCCAUGUGCCAUUCAGACAGAGCACCUCACUCAUGGCCCCUCUCUCCUAUUUUAAUCUAUCCUUGUUUUUCAGGUACAUAGUUUUAGGGCAGAGAAGGACGGCACAUUUAAGAACAGAAACUGGCUCUUCUUUCUCCUCCAUGUAGCUCAUAGGAGAGUAGGAGCCAUCUGAUACUGUAUUAUUUCAUGGAUUUUAUGAAAAUUUUAGCAUAGGCCUUACUGAGUGUUUCUAAAGCAACAUAUUACUUUUAACCCCUACCUACCAUUUGGUUCAGGCUUUUACCAAUGUUAUACUUAAGAAUUUAUAACAUUGCCAGAUCAUAUAUCAGGUUAAUGCUAUGCAGAUGUGUUUGUCAGCUUGAAGUACUGCUGGGGCCUUUUUGUUAUUGUUGACUUCUCUUUGCAGAUGUGUUGGAGAGAUGUCAAGCAACAAUUUGUGUGUUUUUAUGUAAGCAGUAGCACCCUCUAAGGGAGUACAUGGUUUAGAAUGGUCAUUUAGAGUUUCUGUUGGUUACACCAGCUCAACUGUCAGGAGUCUCAGUGGGACUAAUCUUGGUCAAUGCCAGUGUUCUCCAACACUUCUCCACACUUCCUGGAGGAUUGAUAGGAAGGAGAAAGUACUUAAGAACUGUUCCUCUUCCCCGAGCAGAAUCUGACAUACCACCAGCAAGCUGUCAUCACAUUCACAGAGGAUGUGAUGGUUGGUUCCUCUUCAAUGUUCUGUUAAUGCAGCAGGACACUUUCCAGCUCACUUGGGAUCAUGGGAAAUGAUUGUGUUACUUUGUCAGUUUGGUCCACUUCACUUUGUAAUUUCACAUCCACAUUACCUGUCGCAUUGCACCUACAAAUCUCUCACUGUAAAAAUGUUCAUUGAAUGUUUGGGGCAAUGAUCCCUCUGUUUCUGUUUUUUUGUUUGUUUUUGUUUUGUUUUUGUUUUUUGUUUUUUUAAAUCCCUCAACACUUUUUUGUAGUGGAAGCACAGACGUGUUUG